AUGAACUCUCUUCUCUCUCUCGGAGGAUGGUCAAUAAUCCCAGACCUCGCAACCCGCUACACCCUCUCCUUCAUCUACCAAACACCCCUCCUCCACCGCCUCCUCCGUCUCAAACCCUCCAACCCUGGCACACCCCGAUACCGCAAACACUACGGUACAACCUUCGCCCUCGUCGUCCUCGGCUACCUCCUCUACACCCUCAUCCAACAAGCCAAAUCCAUGCCCCCAAACUUUUACCAAAUCCUCAACGUACCCAACACCGUCGACGACGCAGGACUGAAGGUCGCGUUUAGGCAGUUUGCAAAGAGGAACCAUCCGGAUCGGCCGGGGGUCGGUGUGAAAGGCGAGGCGCUGUUUAUUUUUGUGAGGGAUGUGUAUGAGGCGUUGAAGGACCCCGCGGUGAGGUUUGCGUAUGAUCGGUUUGGACCCGAGGUGCUUGGAUGGAGGGCGACGUGUAGCACCCAUAGGGAAUUCUUGAGGCAGGGGUUGUUGGCUUCCUCUGGGUACCACAUCGUCGCCUUUUUGGUAUUGCUGUUUUGGUCGGCGGUUGGACAACCAAGUCCUAUCUCCUUUUGGAGAUACAUCCUCUUCGCCGCCCUCCUCGCCGCCGAACUCUUACUUAUCCUCUCGCCCACACCAACAUCCACGCUCUCCCGGCACACCACCAUCCUCCACCUCAUCUUCCCACACAGAGUGGCCUACCAACACAUCCUCUUCCUGCACCAAUUCUUCAUGUUCAUGAGCGUCGCAUUGACAAGGGUCGCACCGCACCUAAUCCCAUACGACGAAUACGCAGAUCCACGCGUCGAACAGGCCUUGCUCGAACGAACAGUGCAAUUAGUAGCCGUCGCCGACCGUGAAGCCUCCAAACUCCUUCACACAGAACUCCAAUCCAUCGCCUCCCCUUCCCCACCAUCCCUCGCCUCAACAGCUACACCCCGCCACCCAAGCUUUGCACGCAUGGAACCCAUCUCACCAAACACCGCCUCCUCACUCAUGCAAACCCUCCAACCCGAGAUGGAACAGCUCGUUAUAGAAGCGAAUCUAAAACGACAAGAAGGUCCUCUGAAGAGCGCGUGGGAUGCGGCUGUCGCUAGGGCCUUUAAGACGUUCGGGAGGAGGGCUGGGCGGUCACGGGAGGCAACAGAGUCCACUGGGGAACCAGAACAAGAAAGGAUAGUAGAGAAUGACGAUGUAGAUGAAGACGAAGAGGAAGAUGAUUCACGACAACGAACACCGCGAGCAUCAAGAGAAACCACUCCAACCGCUCCCUCUCCCCGCCCGCACCACCUCACACCAAACCUGCACAGGUACCACACCCCCGACCCUCCCUCCUCGCCCAACGGCCGUCUCUCCGUUCCUUCCAAUUCGGCAUCCGCAUCACCUCGACCACCACACUCCCCAAUCAAAAUCAAACAAGAAGACGAGGACGAAACUCAUAUUCUGGGGAAUAGCAGCUACUUUAUGGUAUCCGGAUCUCCUCGUUCCCAGCAUUACCACUCUACAGACGGGUAUCGGGAAAGCGCACCACCGGGCACAUCACCCGUCCCCAGCUCAAUAACACACGCACAAACCAAACCCACAGCACCACGCACACCAGGCGACCUCCCCUCCCCCCGUCCCUCACCUUCCCCGCCCCCUCAAGGCCGCUCACCAACAGUCAAACCCUACCAACCCGCCUUCGCAUUCGGUUCACCACCGACAAACGGCGGUGGUGCAAGGCACACGAGCGGGUCGCCUGCUGCUCGACAUACCCCGCCUAAUACGAAUGGUAGAAUGCAGCCCGUGUAUACAUCCCCAUCUCCACCUGCCCAUGUGUAUAAUCAGCUGGGACAUCCAGGAGGAGGAGCAGGCGCGUACAGAUCCUUCGCGUUCCCGUCUGCGCGGGGGUACUUUGCGAAAGGAACUGCCAACGAGGAAGUUUUCGUGGAUGGCGAAGAAGGCGAGGAGGAGCUCAGGAGGAGGGAGUAUAUCCGUGCUAGGAGUCUGAGUUGUUGA
Messenger RNA from Coprinopsis cinerea okayama7#130, 1998 nucleotides. Its product is annotated as chaperone DNAJ. The record is from RefSeq and is a predicted model, not a curated record. Gene Ontology annotation, molecular function: misfolded protein binding; protein-folding chaperone binding. Lineage: Eukaryota; Fungi; Basidiomycota; Agaricomycetes; Agaricales; Psathyrellaceae. Bases 1 to 1998 code for a protein of 665 amino acids. Gene Ontology annotation, cellular component: endoplasmic reticulum. The transcript is spliced from 3 exons.